Molecule: messenger RNA, 756 nt
Organism: Sclerotinia borealis F-4128
Lineage: Eukaryota; Fungi; Ascomycota; Leotiomycetes; Helotiales; Sclerotiniaceae
Source: the annotation of a GenBank genome assembly
AUGCCCACCCGUCAAGUAAAACGCCCCUACGCUGGCUCCCAAUCCCAAAUAACCUCCUAUUUCACCACGGGCUCUACAUCUCUCUCCACACCUCCCCCUCAAUGCAAACCCACUCUACCCCAUCCCAUCCAAUCUUCGCUCCUCACCGUCGGUAUGCGCAUUCGCAAAUCCGUCUCCGAAGGUUAUAAAACCGGUUCAUAUUCCGCUUUCAAUCUAUUUACGGACACCACACCUGCUACCAAAUCAAAAUUAUCUUCUGCAUCCCCUGUAUCGACACCUGCCUCAACGAAAUAUAAAGGAACCCGACCGCGAGCUGGGACUAAGGAACUUACACCUUUCUGCGGUCUAAUGAAGGUUGGCGGAUUGGGCGUACAGGGAUACAGCGAAUCGGGAGAGGCAAUUGAAGACGAAGAUGAAGAGGAAUAUGAGGAAGCAGUCUUAGGCAAUAGUCAGGAAGGCACGAUGAGUAAUGAUAGUGUUGGAAGUUAUGGGGGUGGUAAUGGAGCUAAGAGGCGAUUCAUUGAUGAAGAAGAGGAGGGUGGAAAUCCAUUUGGAGAGAUGGAAAACGAGGGAAGAGUCUUGAUGAACAUGGGUGAUAGAAGAACUGCGAUGCCGAUGUCGAGGAGAGGUUAUAAGAGUAACGGAAAUAAUAUGACCAUGGGAUUUGGCGGGGACGAGAAUGCGGACGUGGAUUUUGGAGAGGCCGACUUUUUGGAUUAUGGUUUAGUGGAAGAGACUCAUAUGGGCGGCGUUUAA